GGGCUUGUCUUUGAGCUGCAUUUUGAUGUUUUCGUCUAGGAUACUACUGACUGAGGAAUACUCGGGAUGGAUAGUGAUGAAUGAGCUUUUGCUGCACCUGCCGGGCUCAAUGAGGGGUCUUAUAGUUGCCCAGGCGGGCACGUUGGCAUGCUGGCAUAUCGGCAUAUAUCCUAUUCCAGUGUCCUCGUCGUAAAAGAAAACCAACCACCAUGCCUUUGGAAAUGGAAAGUGGACAUCUACCAUUGGCUUUACCUAGGUAACGUUAACCGAAAAGGUGAGUUCAUUCUGAAUGAUUCCUUGGUUGUUUACUUGGCGAAGAUUAGGUACCUAUGUAUGCUGCACUUUGGGUAGAUGGUGCAGAUGCUCAGCCCCUUGAGGCUGCUGACGGCGGUCAAUUAUCAACAAUGCCUCGUCACUGUGAAUCAUAUCUCACUAAUCUUUUCCAGUUACCUAAUCCGAAAUUUGAAAGCCAUCUUGACCGCUCACGGUGAAGCCAGGAAAGAAGGGGGUGGCUAGGUUUGAAUGCUGGUCACCCGGCGAGUUAUACGAUAUGCAUGAUAGGUAGGUAUAAAUACUUUGCAAAUGCCCCCAUCCGCAAAGUACCUAUAACACCAGGAUUACACAAUUCUUAGAAACGACUUGAUAGCAAAUUCACAUCAGCACACAUACCUACCUCAAUGACCACAUUCACAAUCCCCUCAUCGCACCUCGACCUGCGCCCCUCAUCCGAAAUCUUCUCAGGCCUACGCUCCUUCCGCCCCGUCACCUCCGAGAAAAACAUCUGGGCCUUCUGGGACAAGGGUCUCGACGCCAUGUACCCGAGCUACCUGCACACGGCCAUAAACUGGGUACGCAAGCACAGCAGCAGCAGCCCCCGCCCCCCCGGACCGUCCGCAUCGUCGACCUUUCCACCAGCCCACCAAACCACGUCUUCCGCUUCGUCGGGCCGGAGUGGUUCCCGCCGUGCUUCGUAGCCCGCACCAUGGACGGCCCGCACGCCGCACACAGCAUGCCGCGGACCUCGUGCGCCUGCCACUGCUGCAC
Messenger RNA from Hypoxylon fragiforme, 1044 nucleotides. RefSeq lists its product as uncharacterized. The record is from RefSeq and is a predicted model, not a curated record. The transcript has a single exon. Bases 678 to 974 code for a protein of 98 amino acids. Lineage: Eukaryota; Fungi; Ascomycota; Sordariomycetes; Xylariales; Hypoxylaceae.